GCCCCGCCCCUCCUGUCACGCGCCCGCGGGUUCCGGGUGCGGGCGGCGCGGGGCGCGCGCAGACGUCCGGCAGGGGCCGGGCAGCCACAUCCCCAUGUGGAGAGCAGCUGGUGCUGGGUCAUGAGCAACGCCACAGCCCCCACAGCCCCAGGCACCGCGGGUGACUCGCUGGUGGGCUACAUCCUGGGACCCUUCCUCCUCGUCACUCUCCUCGGUGCCCUCCUGGCCGUGGUGAUGUACGUCCAGAAGAAGCGGAGGUUCGACCGCCUGCGGCACCGCCUGCUGCCGAUGUACAGCUACGACCCGGCCGAGGAGCUGCAGGAGUCCGAGCAGGAGCUGCUGGUGGAGGCGGAGGACACCCGGGUGGUGCCUGGCUGGGGGGGGGCCUCACCCCAUCGACCCCCACGCAGGGACUGGAAGGCCUGAUCCUGCCUGCAG
This is a messenger RNA of Dryobates pubescens (Downy woodpecker), 438 nucleotides long. It is a transcript of the gene SMIM29, whose product is annotated as small integral membrane protein 29. The transcript is spliced from 5 exons. NCBI's taxonomy places the organism in Eukaryota, Metazoa, Chordata, Aves, Piciformes, Picidae. The record is from RefSeq and is a predicted model, not a curated record. Bases 121 to 426 code for a protein of 101 amino acids.